This is a messenger RNA of Aureobasidium subglaciale EXF-2481, 1005 nucleotides long. RefSeq lists its product as uncharacterized. The record is from RefSeq and is a predicted model, not a curated record. Lineage: Eukaryota; Fungi; Ascomycota; Dothideomycetes; Dothideales; Saccotheciaceae. Bases 1 to 1005 code for a protein of 334 amino acids. The transcript is spliced from 2 exons.
AUGGCACCACAAUCUUCGACCCCGUCUCCGCGUCGAUUUCUUUUGACGAAAAGACCUCAGGGCCAUACCACGCCAACUCCUUCGAAGUUAUCGAAUCAAGUGUUACAGGAUGCAUCUGACUCUAGCACACCUCGGCCAAUGUCUGGUCCUUCACCGUCACAAUUCGCUAGAGUGCCUCGAUUUGCUAUGUCUACUGCAAGACGAGCCUCAUUUCCUCCACGAUCACCAUCACCUGCGAAACAGCAGCACUCAGCUCUCGGUGUGGUCCAUGGAAACGCGCGCGAAUUACCUCGAGAACCUAUCACCAUAGCUGAUGACGAUGAAGAGAUGCUCGAUACAGAACAUGCAAAUCUCGACUUCGCAGCUUUGACGCAGCCUAUCUCUCAGGACUCUAUACCAGAACCUGAGCAGGGAGCUUACCUUACAUCUUACACGCCAUCAUCGCCCAAACGACGAAAAGUGGAUAUCGGCGAUCUGGCAUCGACCCCACAGCCGACUCCAGGCCGGUUGGUAAUAUCUUCUUCCGGCACGACCCGGAUGAUGUUUACACAAGCAGAUGGGGAGACUUCAAGCAGCAGCAGGCCUGCUUUCUUGAUGGCAUCACUUCCACCGCCAGAAUCGGUCGCACCUCUACCAGACGCCUUUUCGCCUCGCAGAAGGGGCCAGAAGUAUGUUCCUGGCGGUCUCGCGUCAGAGUUGCAGUCUUGGGUCAUAGAGGCAGUACAGACUGCAUCUCAAGGUAGACCUCGAAUCCUUCAACAGGUCGAUAACUCGGUACACGUUGUGAGUGUCGAUGGAACCAAAGGGAAUGGCCCGGUGUUCGCCCAUGGCACAGCAUCUGGUGGGAGGCCUGCGAAAGUGCUGCUCAUCGAUGGUCAAGCAAACCAGAAGGCAGGAAGAGUCAAAGCAGGGGACCAAGUAAGCAUCCGACAGCCAACAUGGGAUGUCCAAGUAGAUGGAGAAGCAUGGACGGUAGGCGUUGACUGGAGAACCAUGAAGAUCUGA